AUGGACCCAGGUUUUGCGCUUGAAUACAAUACCGCCGUCGACCUCACGUCCCUAAUUAACAAGCUUGAACCGCCAAUCACAAUCAACUCAUUUAGCCAAGUUCAUCGAUGUACUAUGAUGGCCAACGAAGGCACAAGGGAGGUAGCUGUGAAGGUAAUCAUUAUUGAUCAUAAUAGAGCUAUGCCGAAACUAGAGAAAGCGAUGCGUCGGGAACUUGGUUUAUGGUUGAGAUUGAAACACUUGAAUAUCGUGCCGCUACUUGGUAUCGUACACGUCGAAUCACCAUGGCCAGCUCUUGUUUAUCCAUGGAUGUCAUCUGGGACGUUAUAUAUUUACCUGGAGAAGCAAGAAACAACCCUUUCUACUUCCACAAAAGUUGGAUUGGUUAAAGGUGUCGCUGAUGGCCUCUAUUAUCUUCACUCGAUGCAUGUUGUACACGGAGACCUUCAACCCGACAAUGUGCUGAUAGCCGAUUCGGGGAAUCCAUGCCUCACAGGUUUCGGUCUCGCAACAGUCGUAGGAGACCCAGAGUUACAGUGGAAUUCGACCACUGCGGCAUGCGACUUUGAUUCUCGAUGGCGUGCACCUGAAGUCAUUGGAAUAGAGUCUGAUGAGCCUGCACGACCAACUUACGCGAGCGAUAUCUAUUCUUUUGGUAGCAUUAUGUUCUUUAUCAUGUCUGGGAAUAUCCCAUGGAAAGAAAAAAACUCGAAUCACAUCGCCAUUGCGCUGUCAAGAGGAGCCACUCCUGCACGUCCUAAGAACAUCCCCAAUGGUUUCUGGAGUUUGAUUACACGUUGCUGGUCCCGGAACCCCAUGGAUCGUCCGGGGACUGCACACAUCCUUGAUUGCACUGAUCAGUGCAGGAUCGAUGACUUGCAGGCAUCCAUCUCGGAACUUCCACCUCUUCCCGAAAUACAACCAGAAGAUCUGACAGGUCAGAUCUUCGGUUCGAUAAAUGACUACGUUGCCAGUGGUGCAUUCGCAAACGUUUACAGUUGUGAAUGGAGAAAACCGUCGGGCCCCGUCAAAAAGGUCGCAGUAAAAACCUUCAGGCACCACUUGCAUCUAGUCUCAGAGCAGGACUUAAGAAGGUUUCGACGGGAAACUGCAAUAUGGGCACACCUCGUCCACGAUAAUAUCGUGACACUUUAUGGAACGACAGAGGGGUUCGGGCCAUCCACAGCCCUGGUCUCCCAAUGGUUUCCGCACGGCACGCUGUCCCGUCUUAUCACAGAACAGGGUGCUACCUUAACCAUCAAAUCCAAAUUGAAGCUGCUUCACGGCAUAGCAUCUGGGCUCUACUAUCUUCACUCUUUUCCCGUUGUUCACGGUGACAUUACGAGCUCUAACGUUUUGGUAGAUCUCAAGGAAGGAGAAUACAAGGCUUGCCUAACGGACUUCGGUUUGUCAAAUGCCCUCGGCGCACGUUCAAAAGAGUGGCAAAUUGAAGAAUCGAUCGUUCGGUCUGGUGCAAUCAAGUGGACUGCGCCUGAGUUGCUCGGGUCACGUGAUCCCCCUUCCGACAUCAAACCGACCACGCAGAACGACAUGUAUUCCUUUGGUCGUGUCAUGUUCCAUUUGUUGACUCUGACUGUUCCUUGGCAUGACAUUGACGACUACAAAAUCAUUCAAAAAAUCCAAAAUGGAGAGGAUGUCCCGCGUCCUGAGGUAUCCGAGGCGACGUCUGACGUCACAGACGCCCGCUGGGAUCAUAUCGAGCAGUGUUGGUCAAUUGAUCCAUCUGCUCGUCCAUAUGCCCUCACGGCCAUAAACUUCAUAGCGGGGGAACUAGAUGCUUUGAAACAAGAUGAUGUCUUUGUUAGCGAGGUACAAGAAAAUACAUUCUUGGUCGCAGAGCAGUCAAAGAUUUCUAUCGUACCAUCGUUGCAGACACUUGUUCCGUCACGCAAUGCCGUUCUCUCUAGUCCUUUAACACAUCAUCUCCUCUCUACGGCCUCGUCGCUGUCACUUGCAGGUCCUCUGAAUGUGUUGGUUUUCGGGGAGACUGGAGUCGGAAAAAGCUCCAUCAUCAACUUGAUCAUGGGAUGCGACGUUGCACAGACGUCGCCAGACGCAGCAACCUGCACAUUGCAGCAUACCUCCCAUGAAGUCAGUCUUGCAGAUCGCCGCUUUAAACUUUGGGAAGUUGCCUCAAUCGAAUCAAUGGGUUUUUUCCGAAUCCUUUUUGCAAAAUGGCGCCUGAAAAAGUCAUACAAGAAGCUAUACAGAGAUGACGGUGUCUACCUUCUUUUAUAUUGCAUGAGGAAAUCGAGGGACCAGAGGGCACUGAUCAAGGAUUAUAAAUUCUUCACCAACAUCGUUGGCUCCACAGCCACUGUGGCAGGCGGCGUACCGGUCGCCGCUGUGGUCACCUCCUUGGAAGAUUAUCCUAAGGAUAUGGAUGAGUGGUGGACGAAAAAUAAAGACAAUCUGGAACACCUCGGAAUGCGGUUCUCCGCACACGCUUGUAUCACUUCUGUCCCUGACGAUCCAACAUCCUCACCUGCAAUGCGCGCACGUCGACAGCGAUCAGAACAAGUCAUCCGCCGUCUUAUUUAUGAGUCCUACGAAACAGAUACCGGAAUACCUGACAGUUCUAGCCCAACUCAACUAUAA
Messenger RNA from Suillus discolor, 2619 nucleotides. RefSeq names its product kinase-like domain-containing protein. Gene Ontology annotation, biological process: protein phosphorylation. Lineage: Eukaryota; Fungi; Basidiomycota; Agaricomycetes; Boletales; Suillaceae. Gene Ontology annotation, molecular function: GTP binding; ATP binding; protein kinase activity. The record is from RefSeq and is a predicted model, not a curated record. The coding region runs from base 1 to 2619 and encodes 872 amino acids. The transcript has 19 exons.